Messenger RNA from Thunnus maccoyii (southern bluefin tuna), 7430 nucleotides. Its product is annotated as ankyrin repeat and SOCS box protein 13-like. Lineage: Eukaryota; Metazoa; Chordata; Actinopteri; Scombriformes; Scombridae. Gene Ontology annotation, biological process: protein ubiquitination; intracellular signal transduction; positive regulation of protein catabolic process. The coding region runs from base 418 to 1260 and encodes 280 amino acids. The record is from RefSeq and is a predicted model, not a curated record. The transcript has 6 exons. Gene Ontology annotation, molecular function: protein binding.
CAUACGUUAUUAUUCAAAGUAGAGUAUUUUAUAUGCAUCUUAAAACAUGUCUGGAGGGGAUCUUUAAGUUAUCCACCAUAUUUUAUUGAUGUCAUGUGACUCAGGAUUGAUGUCUUCAUUGCUACUUAAAUUGUGUACAUUGUACUUUUUCCUGUAUUGUAAUACGAUAUUGCGUACAUAUUAUGUAGCCUUAUUUAUCCUGACGAACAAUAAAUAUUCGUCACUUUCUUCACAGAGCAUGCAAUGGCCUAUGUGGUAUAAAAACAACAAAUCCCAGCAUGCGCUUCGAGUUCCAGGUAUGUCACGUGACUCCCGGCGCGUGUAAACAUUGCGAGGACGCGGUUAUUUAUAAACAUUUAGUGUCUCACUGUUUCUGCGUUAACAUUGUUAAUUAUUGGCGGAGGAAACAGACGGAGGAUGGAGAUUGAAAACGCUCAGCCGUAUUUCUUUGGAGACAUCGGCUGCUGGUCAGAGAGAACAGAGGUCCACAGGGCAGCAUCCCUCGGACAGACCUCCCAGCUGCAGCAACUCAUCCAGAGCGGAGCUUCAGUCAACAUCGUGGCGGUUGACUCCAUCACACCGCUGCACGAGGCCUGCCUCCGCGGACAGGCCCAGUGCGUCCAGCUGCUGCUGGAGGCUGGAGCCCAGGUGGAUGCGAGGAACGUUGACGGCAGCACCCCGCUGUGUGAGGCCUGUUCAACAGGCAGCUUGGAGUGUGUGAAGCUCUUACUGGAGCACGGCGCCAAGGCCAACCCUGCCCUCACCUCCCGCACGGCCUCACCCCUCCAUGAGGCCUGCAUGGGAGGAAACGCCGACUGUGUGAGGCUCUUGAUUGACAUGGGUGCUCGUCUGGAGGCGUACGAUCUUUACUACGGGACCCCGCUGCAUGUGGCUUGUUCUAACAAACACACAGACUGUGUUAAAGUGCUGCUUAAUGCAGGUGCUAAAGUGAACGCUGCCAGGCUGCAUGAAACUGCACUGCACCACGCUGCUAAAAACAUGCACGUGGACAUGAUCGAGAUACUGAUGGAGUUUGGAGCCAACAUUUACGCAAGAGAUAAACACAACAAGAGACCAGUGGACUACACCACGCCGGGCUCUCCCUCUGCAGCCUGCCUACAGUCUUAUGAGGUCACUCCCGUGAGUCUGCAGCAGCUCAGCAGGCUGGCAGUGAGGAAGAAGCUCGGCACCAGCGCUCUGAAGGUCAUAGGUCAACUGGGCAUACCAAAAAUCCUCAUCAGUUACCUCUGCUACCAGUGAGCGUCACCUGAGGAGGAGCUGGAUGAGCGCUCAAAGAAAGACCAGAAACUUGCAGAGAUGCCGCACGAAUUCCGCAGCUAAGGUGCCAUUAGAUUUGAUAACAGUAGACACACAAUGUAGUGACACGAUGUUAAUUCACAUGCUUCUUAAAAACCGCACUCGCAUCUCAAGACUCACAGUGGAGCUGAGACAGAGAAGAUGGAGAUGACGUUUAUAUGCUGUAGUCGCCCGCAAUGAAAUUCAUUCUCUGAGUUCACGUAUACGCUAACAAUAUGAUUUCAACCAGGUUUAAACAUCGCUAUCAUUAAGCAGUUAUUAGAAUAAGCAAUUUUCAUUUACCAGAACUGGGAUACUUCUGUCAGUAAAUGCACAGUUCAGUCUGUGGCAUGUAAAAACACCUCAUGCCAGGGUCAGACUAUAAGAUAUCAAUCCAAUAAUGCUGAGGUGCCUUGAGAACGGGCCAAGAGUUCUGCAAGAUUCCCAUUUUUUAUUGGGUGUUUUUUUAAUAACGUUUCAAUAACGUUGACUGCAACAUUUAGAUUAAGCAAAAAACAUCAGAAUCACUGUUUUUAAGAUCUUAUUAAAUAUGCGGCAUGUCACAGCUAAUGACUCACACUCGCUGGCUGUCGUGUUGUGAGUGUUUCAGGUGUCAGAAACGGCGACGAUCACAGCGAGUGAUGGAAAGAUUUGACACUGUAAAUAAAGCUAAAACAAUGAUGAUAGCUGAACACAUUCUGAAACAACCACACUUGAGCAUUCAGACUAGUUUACAGGCAGGUUUUGGCUGCUUGGAGGGGGUUGCCAUGACGAAAAAUUUCCUAUGAAGGAGUACUGUGUUUUUAAAAAUUUUGGGAACCUCUGCAAUAAUGAUCAGACCAGACAGACUCAGGGCGUCAGUGAACAAAAAACUGCUCGUUUUAGCCCUUGUAGUGUGUCUUGGUGUGUCAACUGAUGCAGCCUUUGGGAUGCCUCACAAUGUCCCAAAAAAACAUGUCAGAAGUUAUAUUGACCCUUAAGGAGCACGUGCACAACUAUAAGCAUAGAGAAGUGAAAGAAGGAUGUUGUUGUUGAAGCCGCUCCAAUUUAACUCACCUACAUGCGUCAUUGAGUUGUAAAAGACAAGCUAAUGAUUGUUCAGGGUGCAUUGUAUCACAGCAGAAAUGUAUGAAUUUAUGACUUUAAGAUAUCAUAUAGUCUGAUCCCGGAAUUUAGUCAGACUUUUUACUGGAUUCUGAUUCAGGGCGUGCACAAGAAAACAGAACGAAAUGCAAACAAACAAACAGCAGGGAAAGUAGUGAUUGAAAACAAACAUGUCUUUUAAUGUUACAACAAACUACAAGUAACUUCCACUCUCAAUCUAUCAUAAAUAGCACAAAUACAAUGUUUCUCGUCUGCUACCACACCAGACUAUCAGGCUACACUCAGCUUUGAUAAUGGCACAGCCAGGUUAUUAUAAACCAUGUAAACACUGAUUGACAGUUAUGGUUUUAUAGCGUGCAUGUUGACACACUAGCUGGAUGUGGACACUUACAUUGACCUGCCAACAGGAAAUGAUGAAUCAAAACUUUACACGGAAAUCCAAACUGUCUCUCCUCACAAGCAGCUUCUUCCAGAAAAAGCUGCACUUGCCAGCGGCUGGUUUCCUUUGCUAUAAACCAUCACAGUCACUGGCUCAGGUUGGUAAACACACUGUGAGACAGAGAUGUUUUAGUAACCUGCUGCCGCCAAUGGAACCACCAGCAUGUAAUCUGAACUAUUAAUUGGUGCUUAAACAAUGUUUUCUAUUUAAAUAAACUAUUUAAAGAAACCUAACUUCACCACAAGAGAAGGGUGUACUAUUAAGAGCUCAGGGAGAGGAAGAAGAUAAAUGUUUUUUUUUUUAUCAAUUAAAGGUUGCUGGAUUGAAUCCUGGAUUUGCCGUGAAAAUGCAAGCAAGGCAUUAAAUCGGCAGGUCCGCUGUAAACGCAGAGUAGCGGUUAAAAUGUGAAAUGAGACAUUGUACGAAUGCGUGCUCAGUCAACAUUCCCCGGAUAACUUGAGGAUAAAAGUACCAUCCACAGGAAUACCAAGCAGUGUUGUUGUCACAGCAGCACUCACAGUGACACCCUCCAGAUGCUGCUUCGCUUCAUCUCAGAUUCCUGUGAUUCAACCCCGCGCCUGGCGACAGUCUUUGUUUGAUACAGGCGGCGAAGUUUCGAGGAGACUAUCUGUCUAUUUAUAGUGUCGCGUCUGUUGCUCCACUCAAUCUGCUUAUAGAGACGACCCAGAGACAGCUCAGUGAGGUCUUGAUAUUUUUAGCAGGAAGUGCAGGAAGCUGUUUAUGAAUUCCAUAAAGUGCUUCAGAUUGCUUUAUUGGCUCUCUUCUAGGUUGGCGUGACCUGUUUUGGAGAUUUCAUAACUUGUAUUUAUCCUGUGAGAUUGAAUCAGGCCUAACAUCUGCUUUGUCAUUCUUUUUACGCAUGCUUGUUUAAAAGUCGUGUAUUUUGAGCUCAGGUGUGAUCUCCGUCUGUUUCUGCUCAGACCAAACGCAUAAAUCGAUCGAUCUCAACUUAAACAGCGACGCACAUUCCGUCUUUUUUACAGUGAACUUUAACUUCAGGACACUGUUCAUAUUAAAGCAGCAUCAGGUCAGACUUUCAUGUGAAGCAGCAUCACUUCAUCACUAACUGACAAGCUCUGGCGUUGCUCUGUUUGCACAAAUGAAAUUUGGCAGGUAGUGACUGACAUUUCUUCACAAUCAGGAAGUGUCAAAUUCACAUUCACAGCACAAGGAAGCAGAUAUCAUUAGAGCUCAACUGAUACGGGAUUUUAUAGCCUUUCUUACACAAACAAACAUUUAAAUUAGUUUUUUUCAACAAUUGAAACAAAGUUAUGUACCUUGGAGACAUUUUACAGUUGAAAAAUGAACUGUGGAGACACUGUUUCAAAGUGACCUCAAACAUAUCUUCAGCAUUUCUGUACUAACAUUUCUUGCUACGUAUUGAUCGACACAUAUGGCAAUGCUGUCUUCCAUAAGAUAAUAUGGGAUGAUUUACCACUUUAGCUCUAAUUAUUAUUGCAUCAUAUGCAGUUGACAGAUGAGACAGAUUUGUAUGUAUUGGUAGGAACCUCCUAUGUGUAAAAUUUGUUGCUGUUGAACAAAAAGCCUUUUAAUGUGAAUGACUACUAACCUACUGUUUAACGUUUAUUUAUUAAUAUGUAUAUUUUAAUUUUGAGUGUGUGCCACCACCACAAAAACCUGAGAUGGGGAUAUCCAGUAACUGUACCUCUGUUGUCAUGGAUUCCAACAAACACUAAUGCUGUAUACAGUAUAUAACAAAACUGAGUACACCCCUGGUCAAUAUCUCUAAAAUGUUAAUUACAAAUCCUGACCAUUUAAUACGAUUUUAUUUGUUUUUAGAUAAUACCCAAGAAUGUGCUGUCAUUCUUCACAGAUAAUUCUUUUCAGCUGCUCUUUGCUGGAGGGAUUUUGUUGCUCUACUUUCUGCUUUAAAAAACUCUACAGGUGUUCUAUUGGAUUCAAGUCAGCAGACAUACUUGGCCAGGUCAUCGUCUUGUCUUUAAAAACUCUUGUGUGUUUGGAAUCAUUGUCACGUUGGAUCAUUUCUCUCCUGACAACCUUCUUGACACUGAGAGUCAUCUUUUCAUUCAGUUGGAUAUAUAAACUUGCAUUCAUAGUGCCAUCUAUAAAUGUCAUCUCCCCUACACCUUUUGCACUCAUGCAGCCCCAUAUCAGCACGCUCUGACCUCCAUGUUUCACGGUCGGCACUAUGCAGUCACUGCGGUACUCCUGGCCAAGUCUACGCCAAACAUGCUGGAUCCCAUCUGAUCCAAACUUUUAUUUUGUUUUCAUCUGAACAAAGAAUGUGCUGCCAGUAUUCAGCAGGAUUCUUUUCAUGUUCUCGUGCCAUUUUGUGAGCAAUGGUUUUCUUCUUGGACGUCGUUCAUAGAGGUUGACUUCAUGCAACCUCUGACUGAACAGUCACUGAAACACCAGUUUCCACAGAUAAUUCUUGUGCCAAGUCAGCAGCACUUGCUCGUCGAAUGCAAGGCUGCAUAAAUAGCGAAUUUUGCUUGCUUCUGUUAUUGGUAGUACCUCCUAACCACUGCUGCAACUAUGUUCUGGCUUCUGUCCAGUAGCCUGCUGAUCUUGUACCGUCUCUCAUCUUUAUGAAGUCUCACAAUCUGGUUUAUUACUUGUUCAAACUAUUCCUCACCAUGUGGAGCCAUGUUGCAUGAGACACAACCCAGACCAAAAGUGAGAAAGUUGUGGUGUUCAUGGGUUUAAUUUACAACCUUGUUCAGACAAUUAGUCUUAAUUGGAAGCCACAUGUGUACUCACUUUUGUUGCACUGAGGUUGUACUUUGAGGCCUGUAUUUUCAAUGUAGUCUAUCUAACUUUUUGGUUUUAAUCAUAAAUAAGAUCAAAUACCCUGCACUUCACCCUAAAAAUACUACAAUUAUUGUAAGAUGAUACAAUUUUGAAUCAUUCAACAUUUUCUUGAUAUUGCACAGGGGCGUACUCCGUUUUGUUAUAUACUGUUUAUCAUAUCAGGGUUAUUGUAAUUACGAGUUUCCAACUUGUAAAUAGUGUUCUCGUCAACAUCCAAGUCAUCAUUACAACUCAGAUAUUUCUGAAAGCUCAGAUAUGAAGAGCCUCAAAGUCAAGCAAACAGGGACAAUUCAUUACAACCAGAGUCCAUCGUUCCAGGAGAUUAAAGCCGUAUUUACCAGAUACGGUGGUAUACUGGCAAUGUGCAGUAUUUUUAACUUUCACUUGAUCAACUCCAUAAUAAUACAGCUGUUUUGAAAUUGCCUGUGACGUGAACACUCACAAGUUGUAAACAUUGGAGCCUUUCCCAUCUCCGCCAUCCAUCACAUGUGACGUGAGCACAGCAUUAUGGGCAUUUUUGCACAUCUGUAUCACCAGACGACACCAACUUAGAUACAGAACGAUUUGGCGAAACCUCUGAUUACGUUCGCUGAUGUACUUUUAUGUCCAAAAAAUGUCUCUCUUUCUAUGAUACCUUUCUUGUAUGACUUACAAACUGCAAAGUAGCAGUGAGCAUUUCCAUAAAAAGCCGAACUCUCGUGUCUUAAGAUCUUUGUUAUCUCUUUCAUUUUUUUCCCGUCAGUAUAAAGUAUAAAACACCAUCCAGGUGCAGUUUACUGACGUCAUUCUUCAGGAUUUUGGGGUGUUUCAGCUCACAAUUUCCAAACAUUUUUGCUUGGACGUGGAGCUGCCAGCGGGCAGAGUUACCUCGCUCUGCUUUGAAGAGCAAGAGGCCAUCUGUCUGCUUUCAUGGAGGUCUGCACCUGUGUGUUUACCGUUUGUCUGACAGCUCUUUACAAAACAUUCAAAAGCAAUAUCUCAUGAUUUCAGACCCUCGUCCAAAUCUCUCGGUUUACUCCCCUCAUUUCACUUUCGCCCUGAAUGUGCCCAGGCUGCUCCAUUCUGGCUUAAAUAUGGAGCUCGUCUGCCUCACUCCAUAAAUAUGCCAAACUGUUGCAGUUUGUUCAAUCAAAAUAUAAAUUUCUCGAAAACAAUCUUCCAUCAUUACAAGAUAUUUGGAAUAGUUUUCAUGAUGGAAAACAGUCUUGUUCACUAUAAUCUUAGCCUGUAAAUAAUCUUAAAGCAAAGAUAUCUGGCCUUUACAAUACUUCUUAACAUGGAGCGUUCCCCUUUAAGACUUGCUAAAAUAUCUGACCCUGAUACAGAUGGGGUUUCUACUUAUAGCUUAAAAUAACUAUCCCAAAAACAUGGUUGGUUUCAAAGCACUUUAAGCCUGCAGAAAGGACUGGAAAAAGCAGAGGAGAGGAGGGCAGGCAUGCAGGGAAUGUCCAGUUAUCUAAGAUGAAAAAUGGUCCUUGCUCCAAAAUAGGAAUGUUGAACUUUGGGUUGAACAACAGAGUGGUUGGUUUGUUUUUAAAGUUUCUUCUCAGUUCGUCAGAUUAAAUGGCACUGGCAGGACUCUCACUUAAUGUGUUGUCUAAUUAAAGUGAGUAAAGUCCCAUUUAAUCUGCUCAGUUGUUCAGAACACAAUGAUUUAUCUGUUGAAGGUGCUAAAAAAAACAGAUGAAUCGUCCCAUAAAAAAGUGUCAUAAAUAUUUAUCUUAUUAAACUGUACAGAAUUGUUGCUCUGAUUAUGAUGAAUAAAUUGUUCUGAUGA